Messenger RNA from Striga asiatica, 651 nucleotides. The record is from the annotation of a GenBank genome assembly. NCBI's taxonomy places the organism in Eukaryota, Viridiplantae, Streptophyta, Magnoliopsida, Lamiales, Orobanchaceae.
AUGUCAGCUUCUUCAUACAAAUCCUCCGUAGUUGAUCCACUGUCUCAUCCAGCUCUCGUUCUGUACUUGCUUUCCUCUUCUCACUCAAUCUUUGAGCUCUGUAUAUCACACCCUCGCCCAACUCUUCGUAAACCACCAUAUCAAUGGCUUUUGCCACCUCUUGUCCUGAAUACAUUUCACUUUUAUCCUUGCUUACCUCGACCCGAUGCCGACAUCCACUAUCAGCCUGGAAUUUACAGGUUGGUCGUCCCUCAUCGGCAUCCCCCACAAGAGGGACCCCAAAAUACAUGCUAUCCGUCACCUAACUCCACCCGCAAUUGCUUACGGAACCGCCAGUCCUCGGGUGGGCCAGAGUCCUCUUAUGCGGGGGGCCCACUUCAUAACCACUCUCGGGACAUGCAAAGGUGGAGAUGUGCUUUUAGUGUGGAGUUGUGCUUUUCACCAAGUCAAUCUCCUAUUUCCUUCUCAAACAAGUUGUCAGUUAUGACCUCUUGGGAACUUCCCACCUUUCCUAUCCCACUAUUUAAUUGUUCAUUCCUCACGGAUUCCUCCCCUCCACUUCUACCUUGGGCACUGCCCCCAGCUGAGGAGGUAAAACUUUUGGACUCUAAAAAGCUAAUUGGGGUAGCUUUAAGCCAGUCCCCAAAUUGA